AUGCCAGAACAGGACUCAUCCUCUACUCAGUCAAGCAGUCAAUCUCAUAACGUUUUGGAGGGCUUGAGGCAUGGGAUCUCAAAUAUCCAGUCUUUCAAGCCAUACCCCGGUAUGAAUCACCACAGCUUACUCUAACGACGUGCUCCCAAAAAUAAAUUUGUUGACUUUUCUUCUUUCUAAAAUCACCAUCAUCUGUGGUCAAGCAUUGUGGCGCUGGUGUUCACACAUUGCGGCACCUGACCUCGAUUAACUUGGCCUUUUGGUGUGGUCAAUGGGUUUCUUUUACAUUUCUUUUAUUGUCUUCUGCAAUGAUUUGGCUUUGAAGUUUCUUCGUUUAUGGUCAACGAGUCCACUGUGAGUCAGCUGGGGUCGACCACAUGCAGUGAUCUUCUACGCUUUGUAUUACCUGCAAUUUUAUAGACUAAUCCAGGAUAAGUAUUUGCAUUACUAGUUUGGUUAUGAUCAGGUCCCUCGGUCGAUUGGUUUUAGGCUUCAUUUCAUUGCCAUUUCUUUUUCGCUUUCCAUUUUUUCUGCGUGAGAAUUAUUUGUAGGAUCUCAUUUAUCAGAUGAUAUUCGGCCAGUUAUUUCGCUUUAUUCAUGAUUUGCCAGUAAUCUCGACCAGUUUUCAACAAUCUUAGGAAUCCUCACUGUUCAUUUAAUGACCAACUUUAACGAAAUGUGUGAGCAUGUCAUGUUCUUCUGGUGAGUCUUAAUUAAAGAACCUUGUGUUUCUAAUUCUCACUCUUGCAUCAGGUGAAGAUAGGAGCGAUGCCGCUGAAGAACGUGGAAACCUGGCUUUAUCGUCAGGACCAUUGGGAGUCUUCUCCGUCCAAAACCCUGAUUAUAGGCAGUCCAUCUUGAGUUCAUCUGGUGUAGUAAGGAUAUAUUUAUACAUAUUUAUUCGAUCAUCUUCAUAUACCUCUUUUUUUUGUUGUUGUUGUUGUAUCCAUCACUUUGCUUGCUCAAUGGCUGCUCACAUCUGAUGAUAGAUAGUGUGGUGUCAAAUCUCUGCCGCAGAAUUGCAUCCCCUACACGUAUGUGGAUCCAUACUAUGGAGGCUUCGUGGCUGCCUAUGGAGCUCAUUCUUUCGUAAGUGGGUCCUGGAUCCUUGUUUAUUUCUCUAAAAAUACCAAUUAUUCCGACUUUAAACAUAGCCAAAUCCCAGGAUGGUUUGGCCCUGCUACCAACCCAAUAUAGCAGCAUAUUUAUGUGCCUUUUUAUUAUUUUUAUUAUUAUUAUUUAUUUAUUCUUUAGGGAAAUUCCUCGCGACCUCCCAGUCUUUGGUUCUCUUUCAUGAGGCAUCGGUUGCUCCCAUCAGCUGGAAAGCUAUGCCUCUUGAUGUGAGCUCUAAUAUAACCGACCAAGUCAACUGGUGGAGCUCCUACUAACGAACCCAUAUACCCAUAGUAGCAUGUUUUUAUGUACGCCAUCGGCCAGAAAAAUGUCUCACUCAUGAGCAAUCAAAUUUCUCUCUCAAUCAGCAUGAAAGCAAUCAAAUGACGUCGGUUUCUCUCACUACUCCUGGAUGACUAUCCAGCAAACCCUGAGAACCCCUUCAGCCCAAUGUCUGACCUUGAUGAUGCUCCUGGGCUUUUACCGCAGAUUUUUUCUUCUUUUUUUUCGGCUAGUUUAUUUAUGUAAGUAAUUUCAUUGAAUCCUUUGUUUGGAUGAUGGGAUUCAAAAUCUUGAUUGCGGGCAGGCCGACCCCCAGAUGGCGGCGGAGGCCGCCGUCCUCCCCGCGCGGGUCCCACUUCCCAUCGAACUCGCGGAGGCCGAGCCCGUCUAUGUCAACGCCAAGCAGUACCACCGGAUCCUCAGGAGGAGACAGCUACGCGCCAAAUUGGAGGCCCAGAAUAAGGUCGUCAAGGAGCGGAAGGUCAACGCCGGAUCUUUCCUUUCUUCCCGUUCGAUUUUCUUUUUUGCCGCCGGAAAAAAACUCUGGUACCGAACCUCGCCGCCGCCGUUCUCGCAGCCGUACCUCCACGAAUCCCGCCAUCUCCACGCCGUGAAGAGAGCUCGAGGCUCCGGUGGGCGGUUCCUGAACACGAAGUCCCAGCAGGAGCACCAGGUAGCCGCUGCGGCGGCGGGCGGGGAUGUCUCCGGGUCUACGGCGGCCCGGUGGCCGUCGCCGUCGGAGGAGGAGAACGUCGGCGGGUCCUCCGCCUCCACCUGCUCCGAUACGACCAGCGCUUCGAACGGGGACGUCCUCCGGCCGCCGGGCGGCGCCGCCCACGGCGGCGGAGGAGCGGCAGAGCGGCGGCGGGUGUCUUCUGCCAGGUGA
Spirodela intermedia is the source of this 2281-nucleotide messenger RNA. Lineage: Eukaryota; Viridiplantae; Streptophyta; Magnoliopsida; Alismatales; Araceae. The record is from the annotation of a GenBank genome assembly.